CACCGCCAAUCAAACGAGCCGGGAGCGAGGCCCGCGCGCGGCGCGACCUUUACGACGAUCGACGAAAACGAAGUGUGCCGCGGAACAGUUGAAUAUCAGCGCCGCGCGUUGCACAGCCGACUGAGCCGCGGCAAGAAGUCGAAGGUGAUCAAGAGCACCGCUUCAGGUAGACCGCGGGCAACGCGAGGUCUCGAUGACGCGAAAUAACGUAACGUAAACAGUGGGGGAGGACGCAGCCUCAAAAAUGGAAAAUCAGGAAAGUAUAUCCAAGAAAACCAGGGUGGAUCUACAAUCAUUACCAACCAGACAAUACCUGGACCAAACUGUUGUGCCUAUUCUAAUGUCUGGUCUCGCGUAUCUAUCCAAAGAAAGACCUCCCGAGCCUGUAGUGGCUCUAGCAAAAUACCUGUUGAAGAACAAGUCCACAUUGGAAACUGGGACCAUAACUGAGAAUGUUUCACAAAACAUCGAGUCAACCACUGAAGGAAAAAUAAAUUGUGAUAAGUAAUCUGUAUUUAUUGUACCAAAUGAGUAAUAUAAAUAUUUGUAAGUUAAUAGUAUUUAUCUAAG
Molecule: messenger RNA, 570 nt
Organism: Acanthoscelides obtectus
Lineage: Eukaryota; Metazoa; Arthropoda; Insecta; Coleoptera; Chrysomelidae
Source: the annotation of a GenBank genome assembly